AUGCCUCGACGACAAAAAGAUCUUGCCCUGCUCCAAUCCAUCCUUCGUCCUACGAGCUCAUCGUGUUCACGUCAGAGCUCCAUCCGAGACUUCUCCGUUCUAAACCGUCCACCUCCGAAUUAUCCUGGCCAUGUCCCUCUCACUUUCAUCGAGCGCUCAGCUUUAGCCGUUGGCUCUGCAGUCGCCAGUCUUCUGAAUCCGCGACGAGCAGAUAUGAUUGCUGCGCUCGGCGAGGCAACUGCUCAACCCUUCUUCAUCACAAAGCUUCGAAAUCGAAUGCUAGCAAGUCCGACGGGCCGAAGGAUACUUCGAGAUCGUCCACGAAUCACAUCCAAAACGAUGUCGCUUGAACAUCUUCGGAAGCUGCCAGAGAACUCGGUGGGAAGGACAUAUGCAGCAUGGCUCGAUCGAGAGGGUGUCUCCCCUGAUACUCGAGACUGGGUACGAUAUAUAGACGAUGAAGAGGAGGCCUAUGUCAUGCAGCGUUAUCGAGAAUGCCACGACUUCUAUCAUGCUCUCACUGGUCUCCCUAUCUUUGUCGAGGGGGAAAUUGGACUGAAGGCUUUUGAGUUUGCAAACACAGGGCUCCCUAUGACUGCGCUUUCGUUGGUGGCGAUUGUGAAACUCAAACCUCAGGAAAGGCAGAGGAUGUUCAAUACCUACCUGCCAUGGGCUUUCUCUAAUGGAUUAGGGAGCGUAGAUCUUAUCAAUAUCUACUGGGAAGAAGAAUUGGAGACAGAUGUCGAUGAUCUGAGAGCUAGGUUGGGUAUUGAGCCUCCCCCAGACUUACGAGAGACUAGAAAAAAGCUCCGAGAGGCUCAAAAGCGAGCUUCGAAGGACAAAAAGACCUAA
Messenger RNA from Endocarpon pusillum Z07020, 852 nucleotides. Its product is annotated as Ubiquinone biosynthesis protein coq4. The record is from RefSeq and is a predicted model, not a curated record. The coding region runs from base 1 to 852 and encodes 283 amino acids. NCBI's taxonomy places the organism in Eukaryota, Fungi, Ascomycota, Eurotiomycetes, Verrucariales, Verrucariaceae. Gene Ontology annotation, cellular component: mitochondrial inner membrane; mitochondrion. Gene Ontology annotation, biological process: ubiquinone biosynthetic process. The transcript has a single exon.